Molecule: messenger RNA, 1110 nt
Organism: Triticum turgidum subsp. durum (durum wheat)
Lineage: Eukaryota; Viridiplantae; Streptophyta; Magnoliopsida; Poales; Poaceae
Source: the annotation of a GenBank genome assembly
AUGAGUGGAAGUGUCAGCCUGCGCUCACUUGAGCACACUGCACUUUUCUGCUCGCGACGCCGCGUGCGGACAGUCAGUCUGUUUCCAUCUCCCAUGGCCGCCAUGGCCAGGAACACUUCCGGCCCUGUUCCGUUCACGGACGUCGACGACGGCACGGUGCCGAAGCGCCCAGCCAAGGAGGAGUUCGGCGGCCUCGUCGCAGCGCUGCCGCGGAAGCAUCAGGCCGGCCUGGAGCUGCGCCUGUACCAGGGCUUCUGGCUGCCCGACCACUGGGUCGCCGGCACCGUCGUCUUCCAGCGGCGCUUCGCCCCACGCCCCGACGACGUGAUCCUGGCCAGCUACCCCAAGUGCGGCACCACGUGGCUCAAGGCGCUGGCCUUCGCCACCAUGACGCGCGACGCGUACCCGGCGCCGGCGCAGCACCCGCUCCUCCGCCUCAACCCGCACGACUGCAUCCCGUUCCUGGACGAGAUCUUUGCCGACGGGCAGGAGGCCAAGCUGGAGAAGCUCCCGUCGCCGCGCCUCAUGAACACGCACAUGCCGCACACCUUGCUCCCCGAGUCGGUCACCGGCGCCGCCGUCGCCGGCUGCAAGGUCGUGUACAUCUGCAGGGACCCCAAGGACAUGGUCGUGUCGCUGUGGCACUUCCUCCGGCGCCGGCAGCCGGAGCUCCCGUUCGCGGAGCUGUUCGAGCACGUGUGCGACGGCGCCGUGGCCGUCGGCCCGAUCUGGGACCACGUGCUCAGCUACUGGCGCGCGAGCCUCGCGCGGCCCGACAGGGUGCUCUUCCUCAGGUACGAGGAGCUGCUGCAGGACACGGGCAAGCACGUGAGGAAGCUGGCGGAGUUCAUGGGCCGGCCUUUCUCGCCUGCCGAGGAGGGCGCCGGCGCCGUGGAAGGCGUGGUGGAGCUGUGCAGCUUCGAGAAGAUGAAGGGGCUGGAGGUGAACAAGAAAGGCUCGGCGGGGGCGUACCACGCCAUGCCCCGCGACUCUUUCUUCAGGAAAGGGGUCGCCGGCGACUGGGUGAACCACAUGACGCCGGAGAUGGCGACGCGGCUGGAUGAGGUUGUCCGUGACAAGUUCCGCGGCACGGCGCUCGCGGCUCCAUGA